UAUUAUCAUUUACAAACUAAUUUAAUACACGGGUUCCGAUAACGUAAAUAAAUCUGUUUAGUACUGAAAGGUUCGCUUUGAACCACAUAAACUGUUGAAAUAAUGUUUUAAAUUAAUUUUUAAACACCCCGCCUUAACUAAAGGGUUAACAUAAACGUCACGUGACCUUGUUAUUUAUCUGCUUUUUAUCUGUCAGUGUAAAGUGUGUUUUGGUGAGAAAAAAAAAGUAAUUUUUCCUCUUUCGGGUAUGAAAGAAAAUGCCACAAGGACGAAGGAAAAUUCCGUUCAGCGGAAAAGCGAAGAAAGAACAGCUCAAGGCUAAAAAACAAGGGAAACAUCCACAAUCUCAGGACCAUAGGGGUACGAAUCGAAAGAAAGUUUUGCUGAUGGAUCGUUCCGACGACGAAGAGAAUGGCUCUGAAGCUGUUCAAAAAGUCAAUUAUCAACCAACAAGGGGGAAACAGGGAAAUCGGUAUAUUUUACAAUUUUACAAGGAAGCUGAUGAGGAAAUUAAACGAAGAAAAGAACUUGCUAGACAUUCUUUGGAGUAUAUUAGCGAAGAUAAAUUGGAAAUUAAUGGCGAUGAAUAUUUUCCUAAAGAUUUAGAUUUUCCAAAGAGGCCUUUAUGGUCUUACGACAUGUCUAGAGAAGAAGUAGAAAUGAGGGAGCAAAGAUAUUUUAUGGAGUACUUAAAUCAUUUAGAAAAGAAAUUUUCAUGGAAAGAUUUAAGUUAUUUCGAACUCAACUUAGAAACUUGGCGACAAUUAUGGAGAGUACUUGAAAUGUCGGAUAUAAUCUUAUUUAUCAUUGAUAUCAGAUUUCCAGCUUUGAUGUUUCCACCUUCUUUAUAUGAUUACACAACAAACGUAUUAAAAAAGGACAUGAUUCUAGUCAUGAAUAAAAUAGAUUUAUCCCCAGCUCCUUUAGUGGCGGCUUGGAAAAACUAUUUCAAAGAGAAAUACCCAAACUUACACAUUUUGAUGUUUACUUCUUUGCCAGGUUACAAUUUAAUUGGAAAUCAAUCGAAUAAAUCCGGUUUACAAGUACGCCGACGUAAAGGGAAGCUAAAGAUGGCUUCUGAAGGAGCUCAACUCCUUCUCGAUAUCUGCAAAGAUAUUGUUAAAGAGCAAGUUGAUUUAGCCUCCUGGCAAAAUAAAAUCAAAGAAGAAAUGUCGAUGGAAUAUGAUGAAAACGAAGCGGUACAAAUCGAAGAGAGUAUAAGUAUCAAAAAAAUUGAUACCGGGUUUUAUCAACACAAUAAAUAUAUUGAUGGAGUUUUAACUAUUGGUUGUAUUGGUCAACCGAACGUUGGAAAAUCUUCAGUUAUGAAUGCUUUGAUGGGAAAAAAAGUUGUUAGCGUUUCAAGAACUCCUGGUCAUACAAAACAUUUCCAAACAAUCUUUUUAACACGCAAUGUGAGAUUGUGUGAUUGUCCAGGGUUAGUUUUUCCUUCGAAAGUUCCAAAGGUUUGUCAAGUACUUAUGGGAAGUUUUCCUAUUGCUCAAUUAAGAGAACCAUAUACAACUAUUAAAUAUUUAGCCGAAAGAAUUGAUUUACCAAAAUUAUUAAAAAUUGAUCAUCCAGAUGGUGAUGAUUCUUGGUCAGCAAUGGAUAUUUGUGACGGUUGGGCUAAAAAACGAGGUCUUAUAACAGCAAAAGCAGCUCGAUUGGAUUCUUAUCGAGCUGCAAAUAGUAUUUUAAGAAUGGCUUUGGAUGGAAAAUUAUGUUUAAGUUUAACACCACCUCAUUACACUGAACGAAAAGAUUUCUGGUUAAAUCAUUCGGAUGUUGAAAUUGUGAAAUGGAUUCAAGCUAAAGGCGGUAGCGAUAUGGAAAAUAUCGAAAAUAUUCCUCCUGAAGAUUUGUCGGAUGAUGAUGAUGGCGAUGAAUUGCAUUCUGCGGCUUGUGGUGGUCCAGAUGAGUCUUCAGAGAGUACUUGUGAGGAGGAAAUAAGUGACACUGAGGAUGUUGUUGCAAGCACAAAUAAAUUCGCUGCUUUAAGUGAUGCUUAAAAUCAAUGUUAAGUAUACCAGAAACAAAUAUCUAAUAUUCAGUCUAUGUUAUUCAAAUUGUAUUGCAUGUAUGACAUUUCAAUGUAUAUUAUUAUAAAACGAAAUAAAAAAUCACUCUCUUUAUGGUUA
Molecule: messenger RNA, 2141 nt
Organism: Onthophagus taurus
Lineage: Eukaryota; Metazoa; Arthropoda; Insecta; Coleoptera; Scarabaeidae
Gene: Ns4
Product: Nucleostemin 4
Molecular function (GO): GTP binding; GTPase activity
Source: RefSeq, a predicted model, not a curated record